AUGUGUUCCUCGAAAUUGAGUUUUCCUGCGUGCGGAUUUUUAGUGACCUUCGAAGACAAGCGGAAAGAAAAUUUCGAUCGUGGUCAAGCCGAGAUCGAGCGGCGGAGGAAAAUAUUGCAAGAACAACAGCAACGUGAAAUCGAAGAGCGGCAGCGGAAAGAACGGGAAGAGAUGGAACGACUGGAAAGGAUAAGUAUGUUCAAGCGUUACAUCGUAUUCCUCAGGCUCGAACAGGAGGCCAAAAAGCAAGCAGAACUCGAAAAGCAGCUCCAGCGCCAGCGGGAAAUCGAGGAAGCCCGCGAGGAGGAACGCCGCCGAAUUCAAGAGCAGCGGGAAACCGCCCGGAAAAAAGAAACAUUCCGACUGCGAAACAUAUUCAACGUCACGCGUGCCCUUUCGUGUAAUAGGGAAAUGGAACGCCAACGUCAGCUGGAAUGGGAGAAACAACGCAGGCAGGAAUUACUGCAGCAACGUCAAAGAGAGCAGGAAAGGGUCGUGCAUUUGAAAGCCCAAAGUCAGCGACUUGCUGCUGAAUUAGAACAAAUGGAUGGAAAGAUCAAGGAGUUGACUGACAAGGUAGCCGACACGCGGUCUUCUGUAAUCAGCGUGAAGGGCACUAUCGAUGGAAUGCGGGAAACCCGAGACGAAAAAAUUGACGAGUUGAAUAAGUAUAAAAAACUUCUCAUGGAACACCAGCAGCGUAUGAUGGUCGUGGUUCAAGAAAAAGCCAAACUCUCCGAAAGGAACAGAAUGAAUAUGACCACAGCCCCAGAUGGAAAUGCGAUGGCAGCUACGUUUGCCAAGAAGCAAGCUGCGAUUAAUGAUCUGAAGGCGAAACUGGACGAAUAUAAGGCAGACGAGGAUCAAAAACUCGGAGAACUGAGCACAUUUACCGAGGAAUUGGCGCAGCUGAAAACGCUGCUCACCGAGUUGCUUCACAAUCAGAAAAACUUGGUUGUUUCCUAUCGGGAAAAGCGUGUCAAGGUGAUGGAUACUCGCGAACGCGUAAAAAGUGAGCGACUGAAAGCGUUGCUGGACCCAACAGCCGCUUGGGGAGACGACACCACACCAAUUGAUGUUGGGCCACCUGUUCAAGACGGUUGGGGAGAACCUGCUCGUACGUAUUUCCGGCUUUUUUCAGUGAAUAAUUUCGAAGUGAUGCAUUUAUACAUUUCUUCGACAUUCUUCACAAUAGCUGCUGUGGAGAUGCCUCCGCCGGGAACGCUUUAUCGCGCUCUGUACGAUUUUGAGCGACGGAAUCCGGAUGAAUUGUCAUUCUACGCCGGAGACAUAACUGAGGCUGGUAGUCAUGAAGCUGGCUGGUUCCAUGGGGAUUUGAACGGAAGUUCUGGCUGGUUCCCCGAGUCAUACGUUGAGCUAGUAACCGAAGCUGUUGUUCCGGAUGCGGAUAUUCCGAUUGCCAGUGCGGAACCGGUACUUCCGGAAGUUGAUCUCCCGCAGGAGGAUGCCUUCAUACCAGUGAAGGACGAGCCUUCUGCAUACGAACCUCCGACGAACACUUUUAAUGGCUCAGCGUUCACAUCGGAGGUGAAUGGUUCUUUUGUGGAUGGCGCUCCACCAGCAGGAUGUUGUGUUGCUCUGUACGCCUACGAGAGCGCAGAACCCGGUGAUCUGAAUUUCCAGCAAGGAGAAACCAUUUACUUGGUGAAGGACGAAGGUGACUGGUGGACUGGUUACCUCCAGGAUCCGAAUCACACCGGAGUAUUCCCUGCUAACUAUGUUCAGAAAGUGGACCAACCUGUUACGGCUGAGGAAGAAGCGAGUGUCACCAACUCGGUUCCUUACGUCGAGCCGGUCGCCGAGGCCGACAUCGACGUUGCCGAGCAAGAACCCUAUAUUCAGCAAGAACCCUACGUUCAACAAGAACCCUUUGUUCAACAAGAACCCUACAUUCCCACUGGACCCUAUGAAGGAGCCACUGUUGAGACCCCCCCUGCCGGAUCUGGCUCCGUUACUCCUAUCGGGAGGGCUCCCAUGGUUCCCCAGCAAAAAGGAAAGAAGUUGGAGGUGGCCAAGGUGAUCGCGCCGUAUCAGGCUGCGAGUGCGGAGCAGCUGAAUCUCCAACGAGGCCAGUUGUUGCAAAUUCGGAAGAAAUCCAGUUCCGGUUGGUGGGAAGGAGAGCUGCAGGCCAAGGGACAGAAAAAGCAAGUUGGUUGGUUUCCCGGUACUUAUGUCAAGAUUCUUGUUGGAAGUCGGAGUGGCAGUGCUGCUUCUUCGACAAGAACUUCUCCUUUGCCUAAGGAGAUGUUCGAUGCUCCGCCCAGAGAGCAAUUCAUCGCUUUGUACAGCUACGUUGCACAGAAUGCUGAUGAAUUAUCUUUCGAGAAGGGUGAGAAGAUUUCGAUCAUAUCCAGAGAUGAGAAGGACUGGUGGAAAGGAGAGCUGAAGAGCGGGGAAACUGGCUUGUUCCCUGCGAACUACGUUGAGCUUCUCCGCGGACCUGACUCAGGGAACUGUGAGUAA
Molecule: messenger RNA, 2484 nt
Organism: Notodromas monacha
Lineage: Eukaryota; Metazoa; Arthropoda; Ostracoda; Podocopida; Cyprididae
Source: the annotation of a GenBank genome assembly